AUGAUCACGACGACUUAUGUUGAUCAUGUUUUGAGAGAAGGGAAAGAUAUUGGGUUAAGGAAACGAGAGAGGAAGCUUUACACUAAUAACCAAAGUCACGUGUUCGAUUAUUCUUCCUGGUCGAAAGGAAGAUGGAGCAGCGUUCCUUUCGAUCAUCCGGCAACGUUCGAGACUUUGGCAAUGGAUCCGGAGAAGAAAGAAGCGAUCAAGAAAGAUUUGAUUAGGUUUAGUAAAGCGAAAGACUACUACAGGAAAGUUGGCAAGGCGUGGAAGCGAGGUUAUCUCUUGUUUGGACCGCCCGGGACAGGAAAAUCUACGAUGAUUGCUGCGAUGGCUAAUUUCAUGAAUUAUGAUGUGUAUGAACUUGAACUGACGAUUGUGAAAGAUAACUCGGACUUGAAGAAACUAAUGUUGGAAACAAAAGGGAAGUCGAUUUUUGUGGUUGAAGAUAUUGACUGCUCGCUUGAUCUUACGGGACAGAGGAAGAAGAAAAAAGAUGAGGAUGAGGAUGAUGAUGAUGAUGAUGAAGAAGAAGAAGAGGAUGCUUCUAAGAAGAAGUGGAAGAGGGAGAGCACGGUUACUUUGUCAGGGUUAUUAAACGCCAUUGAUGGGUUAUGGUCAUCUUGUAGUGGUGAGAUGAUCAUAGUGUUCACAACGAAUUUUGUGGAUGAUCUUGAUCCUGCAUUGAUACGCAGAGGAAGAAUGGACAACCACAUUGAAAUGUCUUAUUGUAGGUUUGAAGCGUUUAAGGUUUUGGCCAAGAACUACUUGGAGAUUGAGUCACAUGAUUUGUAUGGAGAAAUUGAAAGAAUGGUGGAGGAAACCGACAUGUCUCCGGCUGAUGUUGCUGAGAACUUGAUGCCAAAAUCUGAAGAAGAAGACGCAGAUAUUUGCCUUAAGCGUUUGGUUAAGUCUUUGGAGGAAGAGAAGGUGAAGGCGAGGAAAUUAGCUGAGGAAAAUAUAAAGAAGAAAGCAGAGAGGGAAGCGAGGAGGAAGAAAAAGAAAGCAGAGAGGGAAGCCAAGAGGAAGAAAAAGAAAGCUGAUGAAGAAGAUACAAAUAAGGAGGAAAGCGAUGAAGAAGGAGAAGAAAGCUGA
This is a messenger RNA of Microthlaspi erraticum, 1095 nucleotides long. The record is from the annotation of a GenBank genome assembly. NCBI's taxonomy places the organism in Eukaryota, Viridiplantae, Streptophyta, Magnoliopsida, Brassicales, Brassicaceae.